GUUGAUUGGCCAAAGAACACCAUGUCCCACAAUGCAAAGCUCAAUGUUGACACGCAACAAUGGCGGCUUCCAAUGUAAGCGUGGAAAGUGUAAGACGACUGUUAAACGACAGUUUAACAAAUCUGGGAUUUGAAGUUUACCCGUUAAAGAUUGGCUGGUACAACUCUGUGCUACCUCCCACCCUGCACCUGUCGUAUCCAGAUGACACCCUGGCUGUGGUGGUGCUCAGCACUCCCUCCAUGUUUGAAGAGGCCUUUCUGCCUUUCCUCGAGCAGAGGUGCUACCAGGGGCUUAAUGACCCCAUAGACCAGUGUGUUAGACAAUGCAUUACCUCUGCUGUCUCUCAGUGUUUUCCAGGAGGGAAGGUGGAUGUGAGGUUCGACUAUGAGCUACUGCCCAGCAGGAAGCCCAAGUUCUUGGCCCAGACUGCAGCUCACGUAUCGGGAGCAGCUUUUUACUACCAAAAGGCUGAUGUGACGGAGCAGCCCUGGGCUGAAAAAAAAAUGUUUGGAGUGUGUGUGCAUCCGCGGUUUGGGGGCUGGUUUGCCAUCCGAGCUCUGUUGGUGUUUGGAGAUGUCACGGUGGGCUCUGAGCUGGUGCAGCCUGUUCCUCCUGACUGUGUGCCAUCCAGAGAGGGCAGGAUAAAGCUGCUAGAGGCUUUUAACUUUCACUGGCAGGAUUGGAGCUACCGAAACAUUAUCAGUCCAAUCCAGACCUACUCUCAGAAACAGAGGGACUACUUCUCCACCCCUCCUGCCCAGCGUGUGGCUCUGCUCAGGGCUUGGGGCCAUCUGCCAAGUGACAAUAAUCAACCUGAACCCACCUCGGACACACAGAGUCAAGAAAUUGGACAUGGGUGAAUUGUGGAAGCACCGCCUGUCCUUUCUGAAUUCAAACCUCUGCUGUAUCUAGAACUUAAAUGAAGUCUUGGUUGAACACCUUUUUAUUCAAACAGCUUCUUAUUGAGACCAAAGCUGGGAUUUUAAUGUAAGCUUGGCUUUUUGGUGAAAGCUGCUUUUUCAGGGUUGGAAAUGUGUUUGAUUCUUUGUUUUGUUUUUUUCUUAAAAGUUUAACACUACUGAAAAUAUCAGUAACAUAUCAGCUUCCUCUACGUCUUGUAUUAUUAGGUAAUAGCUGAUUUUAUUGAGUGGAUGUUUGCUGAGUUGUAUUCUGUUCAGGAAAGCAGAGUUUACAGUCUGAUGUGCUUUUGCAUAGUAAUGCACUUUAGUUUUUGUUGUGUCCUAUCGGGAAAAUAGAGAAUGUGUGUGUCCAAGUAGCAACAGGAAGGUUUUGCUUCACAUUUUGAAUGACUCAAGUUCAAAAUUGAGUUAAGCCAUGUGUCAUCAGCAUGUUUAAUCUGCAUGCAAGUGCCUUGAUUAAAAAAAGAACACUAUUGUUUUUCUGUAUAAUGUUUUUUAUUUGAUUUAACAGUGAAGCAAUAAAAGUUGAGA
Neolamprologus brichardi is the source of this 1451-nucleotide messenger RNA. RefSeq names its product metabolism of cobalamin associated C (gene mmachc). The record is from RefSeq and is a predicted model, not a curated record. NCBI's taxonomy places the organism in Eukaryota, Metazoa, Chordata, Actinopteri, Cichliformes, Cichlidae. Gene Ontology annotation, cellular component: cytoplasm. Gene Ontology annotation, molecular function: demethylase activity; cyanocobalamin reductase (cyanide-eliminating) (NADP+) activity; FAD binding. Gene Ontology annotation, biological process: cobalamin metabolic process.